Messenger RNA from Tachyglossus aculeatus (Australian echidna), 1597 nucleotides. It is a transcript of the gene ERLEC1, whose product is annotated as endoplasmic reticulum lectin 1. The record is from RefSeq and is a predicted model, not a curated record. Gene Ontology annotation, biological process: retrograde protein transport, ER to cytosol; endoplasmic reticulum unfolded protein response. Bases 25 to 1476 code for a protein of 483 amino acids. NCBI's taxonomy places the organism in Eukaryota, Metazoa, Chordata, Mammalia, Monotremata, Tachyglossidae. Gene Ontology annotation, cellular component: endoplasmic reticulum lumen. The transcript has 14 exons.
UGGGACGGUGGCGGUCGGAGGAGGAUGGGGGGCGGGCCCCCGCCGCCAUCAGUGCUGCUGCUGCUGCUGCCGGUCCUGUUCGUCCUCCUGGAGGCGUCUGGGAGCGGGCGGACAAUGCCCCCCCUCAGCGACGACAUCCCCUUCCGCCUCAACUGGCCCGGCACCCACCUCGCCCUGCCCACAACUGGUGUUUUGUAUAAGGAAGAUAAUUACGUCAUCAUGACAACUGCAGAUAAGGAAAAGUAUAAAUGCAUCCUUCCUCUGGUCACGAGCGGAGACGAGGAAGAAGAAAAGGACUACAAAGGACCCAGUCCAGGACAACUCCUUGACCCGCUGUUUAAACAGAGCAGUUGCUCUUAUAGGAUCGAAUCGUACUGGACCUACGAGGUAUGCCACGGGAAGCACAUUCGCCAGUACCACGAAGAGAAAGAAACCGGGCAGAAAAUAAGUAUUCAAGAGUAUUACCUCGGAAACAUGAUGAGGAAGAACCCAGCGUCUGAAACAGAACAGAUCGAGAAGGAACGUGAAAAGCCACACGAGAAUUACAGAGAGAUUCCCACGAAAAACAUCGAAGGCCAGAUGACUCCGUACUACCCAGUAGGGAUGGGGAACGGUACGCCUUGCAGCCUAAGGCAGAACCUGCCCAGGUCAAGUACCGUGAUGUACAUCUGUCACCCGGAAGCUAAACACGAGAUCCUCUCCGUGGCUGAAGUUACCACGUGCGAGUAUGAAGUUGUCAUAUUGACACCGCUGUUGUGCAAUCACCCCAAGUACAGGUUCAGAGUUUCCCCUGUGAAUGACAUAUUUUGUCAGUCGCUUCCAGGAUCACCGCUCAAACCCCACAACCUGAAACAGCUGGAGACGCAGCAAGAAAUGAUGAAGACGCCAUUUAGAAGAGCGAAGGAGGAGGAGCUGCACUCGGCCAAAGAAGAGAAGUUCUCCAUCCACAAACCGGUAGCCGUCGGCACGCAUCAACUGCUCACGGUUGGGACGACGCACAUCUCCAAGCUGACGGACGAGCAGCUCAUCAAGGAGUUCCUCAGCGGCUCGUACUGCUUCCACGGGGGCGUCGGCUGGUGGAAGUAUGAAUUCUGCUAUGGAAAAUACGUGCACCAAUACCACGAGGACAAGGAGCUGGGGAAGACGUCGGUGGUCGUGGGGACGUGGAACCGGGACGAGCACAUCGAGUGGGCCAAGAAGAACCCGGCUCGAGCCUACCAUCCCCGCGACGACGGUAUCCAGACCGUAAGAAUGGUGUCCCACUUCUACGGCAACGGUGACGUGUGUGACCUGACGGAGAAGCCGCGACAGGUGACGGUCAAACUGAAGUGCAAGGAGUCCGAGUCCCCCCACGCCGUCACCGUGUACAUGCUGGAGCCCCACUCGUGCCAGUACAUCCUCGGGGUGGAGUCUCCGGUGAUCUGUAAGAUCUUGGACACGGCCGACGAGAACGGGCUCCUCUCCAUCCCCAGCUGAGAGGCCAGCGGAGGAGGCCCGAAGCUCCCCGGGCGCCGCAGGACUGUAGGAAAGGACUCUCGACCACUUUGUGAAUACGUAUGUGUAUAUAAGAGGUUAUCGAUAAACUUAUAAAGCGGGA